AAUAGCAUACUACCGCGCUAAUUGCAGACGAUAAUAUACCAAUUUCGACUUCAGUGUGUUAUUGAACAUUCAACUGUACAGUUCAUGUUUUACUAUAACCGCAAACCUGUGUCACGUUUUGGACUAAUAUUUAUAGCAUUAUCUGUUUAACACUCGUAUUAUAUAGCUAAUGUUUUCUGGAUUAUAAGUAUAUUGUUUUCGGUUUUUGAUAGAGCUAUGGCGCAUGUCAUACGGGGGUCACUGCACAUUGCGCAAGGGUCAACAAUUCUAUGCCGGGGAGUUUAAGAAAUACUGGAGAGUGAAAAGUUGUGUCUAAAAUGUCAAGAAGGAAGCAAUCUAACCCAAAGCCAUUCAAAAGGCCAGAAGAUGAGGAUGAUGAAAGUGAUGCAGCAUCGAAAUUAGACCAAUCAGAUGAAAUGAAAGAAAUGGAGGGUAACCAAUCAGAGAGUUCCUUACAUAGUGAUUCAGAAAAUGAACCAAUGGAAAUGGAGAAUGAAGAAAUUAAAAGGGAAGUAACUUCACCUGUACAAGUCAAAGAGGAGAGAACUGAUGAUAUUGAAAAUUGUUACCAAGUAACUGAAAAUAAACCCAAAUAUGGUGAAAUGUCCCCCAGACGUCAGGAAGUAAUGAAAAGACUGAACUUUCCUGCUGAUUUGUUGACACUUAGACAAGUUGAUGAAGCAGAGUUUUUACAGACUGGAAUUCCUUGGUCUGUGAUUUCUGUAACAGCUUUACCAAAAGGGAGCACUGUUGGCCCCUAUCAGGGAGAAACUGUGGCGCUCAGUUCCAUAAAACCAGGAGAGCUUGUUUUACAGUUUCAAGGCAGUGAUGGAGAGUUCUCGUUCAUCAAGGUCACAGAGGCGACUGGCGCCUGGUUGUCUUUACUAAGACCCGCAGAUCAUGCAAACACCCAUAAUACACAGGUUGUCUUUGAAGUGGAGGAAAUUAAAGAAUCUAAAGUAUUUCUUUAUCCAGUCAUAAUUUAUAAUUCAGGAGGAAGAAUAUGGUGUGAAAUUGUCGAAGAUCUGGAACAAGGGACAGAACUCCUAGCAUCUUUUACAACAAGUGAGGAAGAGUCGUCUGCUUCUAACAGGGAGAAAUCAUGUGCUGACAAAUCCGAGGCCCCAGUGAGGGAAACAAGAACAACGCCAGUUGUAUUAAAGAAACCAGAAUCAAAAUCUGUACCUCAUGUAACUCCUCAGCCAGCUUUGAUCUAUGGUUGUCCAUUCUGUGGAGUGCGGUUUUCCAGUCGCCGCACCCUGGAAGCCCAUCUCACUUACUACUGUUCCAAGAAGCCGCCAGAUUUUGUGAGCCUACAGGAAUUACACCAACAGCUACAGCAGCAGGCACGUGCGUUACUGGAGAAACAAGUUCAGCAACCGGACGAAGACUUGCUAGGUAAGACUAGUCCAGUAAUGAAAGCUGAUCAAGUAUCACCACGAGGUACAAAAAGACAGUUCGAUGAAAAAUCUGGCGAGUCGUCAGAGAGUAAUUCCUCAGAUUCUGAGGAAUCAAAACAAAAAUCCAAAUCUGGUGAGCUGUAUAGGUGUCCUUCAUGUAACUACACUACCGACAGAGCUUCAAGUCUCCAAUUACAUCAAAGGACUCAUCUAGCAGACGCAGCCAGAGAAUCAGAACGUCUGUCCGUGUCACCGCUCAGCCAGGACGAGACUUUUUGCAAAGAAUGCAAAAUUCAGUUCUCCUCAGUCAGUACGUAUCGUGGGCAUAAGGAGUUUUAUUGUCAGUAUCGUCUCUCUGGUGAAACAAAAAAUGAUGACAAUAUCAGUGAAAUGGCAUCACCUGGUUCUAGAGAGUCAAGUACCGAGUUAAACCUGAAAAUGUUGAAGUCACAGCAUUUAUCUUUGGAUGGAAAGAGUCAGAUAUUAGGAGCAAAAGGACAGCUAAAUCCAGCUUUAUUGGCAUCCAAUCCCAUUCUUGCUUCUCCAUGGUUUCUUCAGGACUUCUUUUUGAAGAAUAAGCAGCCAGAGGGAAUAACUAGGUCUAGGCAUAAAAGUUCAUCCUUAAUGACUAGUCCUGCCAGUGUUGAAAUUUCUUCAAAUCACAGAGCAGAAGAUCAACCUUUGGAUCUGAGUAAAUCCAAGUCAGAUAAAGAUGAUAGUAAUUCAGCAAAUGACUUUGCUGUGAAAUCUGUGAAAAGUGAACAGGGAAGUCCUCCGGCUCAGCUAAGUCCUGCUGCAAAGAAAAUGAAACUGAAUGAAGAGAAGACGGUGGAUCCAGCGGUUCAGACUUCAAAAACUCCACUAAACAUUCCAUCCUUACAUUCUUCUUUGUUGCUAGGCAACCAAGUCCAGUAUGUCAACAAAAAACCAAUUCCUCCGCUUCAGUCAGUGAGUAGGUGUGUUGAAUGUAACAUUGUGUUUUAUAAACACGAGAACUAUCUUAUUCACAAAGAACAUUACUGCUCUGGCAGACGUGGAAAUAAGGAUUCCUCAUCGUCAGAUUCUGACAAUGGAGAACAGGAAAUGAAGGAUUCUGAAGCGACUGAUCGAUCAAAAUCACAUGCUAGCACAGAAACUCUUUCAAAAAUGAAAAGUGAUGUGACAGCGAAAAGUCUGGGGGAUAGGCAACAAGAGUCAACCCCGAGAGAUGAAGUGUGUUACAGAUUUUACUGCAUUCCUUGUAAAAUCAAGUUCAGUUCGGCAGGAACUCUGAAAGCACAUAAGGAAUUUUACUGUCCCCAUGGAAAAGAUAGCAAUGAGAAUAGCAGUGACAAAGACAGUUUUGACCGCGAUGGAGAAAGGUCUAGUCCAAAUUCUAGUGACCUUUCGACAUACCAAUGUGAAAACUGUAAAACUGAUUUCUGUUCAGCGAGGUUGCUGAAACUUCAUAUAUGUAUGUGUGAGAUGGCUCCUGCCCCUUUGUUAAGAUGUUUAUACUGCGACUAUGUGACACAAACUGAAAAUCGUCUCUCUGAACAUAUGAAAGUGCACGUCCCUACAAAAGCAUUCAAAUGUAAUAUCUGUGGUUACCGUGGUAACACAGCGAGAGGAAUGAGAAUGCAUGGAAAAAUGCAUGUUGAAAAUGGUGAAGAAUUUACUGAUGACAAUAUGAUAGAAUUUGAGGAACCUCCGCUAGUACCUAUACAAAAGAAUGGUGUGUGUGAAAAAGGUCCUGUCGAUAUGGAAACAGAAUUGAUUAGAAUGAAAAAUGAGCCGUAUAAGAGGAGAAGGUCAAGAAAAUCUUUUGAAAAAUCAGAAAAUAUGGUUCCUUUCCUUGGACAAAACAUGUUAACCCAGAUAUGUGCAGCUUGCGGUCAGACAUUUGGAAAUGUUAGCGACUUUGUUAUUCAUUUACGUAUGCAUGAAAUAGCAGCAUUAGAGGCCAUGAAAAACUUGAAAAGUUUACGAUGUGAGCAUUGCAGUGAAUACAUUGCGGAUUCUCUCACUAGUUUACUUAUACAUAUGCAAACAAAACAUCCUGAACAAUUGCCUGGAACAAGUAAAACAGAACAUAAUGGACAGGUGGAAAAUGAAAGGUCACAGUCACGUGAUAGUCAAAUAUCAAAUGGAAGGUCAAGGUCAAGCUCAGUUGAAAGUUCAAGGACAAAUAAAACAUAUUCUAGUCAUGAAAAAUCGGAUUCACCACAGAAGCCAAGAGAAUGGAGAAAUGGUGCAGACGUCACUAUAAAUGGUAACAAUGUAAAGCAAGACCCUGAAUCAUUUGAUGAUGAUAAUGUUAAUGGUAAUUCCCUUGAUGGAAACAAUGAAAACAUACCAAGUGGAUAUAGAUCUAAGAAUAAAAAUGAUCUGACAGAUAUUAAAAAAUCUCGGAGUUCCCCACCCAUAUCACAAGAUUUAAGAUCUGGAGAUCAUAGUGUAUCUGUAAAGGCUGGUUCCCCCUCAUCUCAAAGAUUAUCACAAACAUCACCCAGGGAACCAGUUCGGUCUCCACAACUUCCUUCUCCACCAUCACUUCCUGUCAAAUCAGAACCAAAAUCACCUCCAUAUGAUAGAGAGCAGUCUAAAUCCUUGUCUCCACCAAAGAUCACAACGUCCCCUACAAGUCAUGAAAAAUUGUCUCCAAAGCUCAUGUCCCCUGACCCUAAAACCAGGUACUUGUUAAGCCAAAAUGCAUUCAAUAUCAAGAGGGAACAAACCACGCCACCAAGAACUGAAACCCCAAAGAAGUCUCCCCCACCCCUGAGUCCUAGAACACCAAUUGCCUCUCCAAAAUUGGUUGUCCCGCUAGGUUCCCAUUCACCCAAACAUACAAAUAUUCCCCUGCUGUAUCCUCAGACCCUUCUCUCACCAUACCACUUUCCCCCAGGGAUCCCUUUAUCAUUUAUACCAACCCCGGGUCUCCAAACAAGUCCCCCAAUACCGUCUAGUGCUAGUGAAAAACUUGGGCGAAAAUAUUGUAAACAUUGUGAUAUAAAUUUUACAUACUUGUCAUCAUUCCUUACCCAUAAGAAAUAUUAUUGUAGUGCUAGAACAUCGGCAGAGGACUCUGAGAGCCCAACUGCCACUGCUUAAUGUUGCCAUAGUUACUGUUAUAUUGUUGUCAUAGAUUCCAUUAUUGUUUAUACAUUAAAUGUUUUAUUACAUUAUGUUGAAUCAACAUUUAUUUUUAAAUAUUGUCUGUUUCCUCACUUUUUUCCACCAUUAUAAAUUUGAUUUGCUCUUUUUUUCUACACAAACCGUAUUACCAUUCACUGGGCAUUCAUGUAUGGAGCUGAUUUAUUCUGUAAAAGGGUGUUACAGUGAUACAUAUUAUGACAGAAAGUAACGUUUAAUAGAUU
Messenger RNA from Mercenaria mercenaria, 4759 nucleotides. Its product is annotated as zinc finger protein ZFPM2-like. The transcript is spliced from 6 exons. NCBI's taxonomy places the organism in Eukaryota, Metazoa, Mollusca, Bivalvia, Venerida, Veneridae. The coding region runs from base 318 to 4493 and encodes 1391 amino acids. Gene Ontology annotation, cellular component: nucleus. The record is from RefSeq and is a predicted model, not a curated record. Gene Ontology annotation, molecular function: RNA polymerase II-specific DNA-binding transcription factor binding. Gene Ontology annotation, biological process: cell differentiation; negative regulation of transcription by RNA polymerase II; positive regulation of transcription by RNA polymerase II.